AUCGAUCUGACCGUUCGAGGGUUCGUACGAAUAUAUAGCAGACCAAUCGAUCAGCGGGUUCAGUGUGCCUCGACGAUCAAUAAUGUAGAUCAGAUCCACUUCCGACACCAAGCAAGGACGACCCACUUGAGAUCACACACUGACACCAUGACUUCCUACGCUACGGACGACAAGGACAAGAUCUAUACCGAGCAUUCGGAGAAUGCGAUCAGCAGCGACCUCGAGUACCGGGGAGGACAGACCGGUAACGAGAAGCAGGACGCUCAGUACUUGGCCGACGCUAUCGAGGCGACCAAGGAGCAGAAGGACCAGGGAUUCAAGUCGGCUUUCAGUCAAUAUGGACCUGCCAUGUUGUGGAGUAUCGUUUUCUCGUCUGCCAUUAUUAUGGAGGGAUACGAUACCUUGCUCUUGGGUCAAUUCUACGCUCAGCCUGCCUUUGCCCGACGAUUCGGAAAGCUGAACCCUGUCAAGGGAAUUUACGAGAUUCCGACCAAAUGGCAGACCUCCCUCGGUGUCUCUACCCAGAUCGGAAACAUUCUGGGUCUUCAGAUCACCGGAUGGGCCUCUGAACGAUUCGGAUACAGGAUCACCAUGCUCGUCGCCCUCAUCUGUCUUACCGGGUUCCUCUUCAUCCAAUUCUUCGCUGCCAACCUCGGAAUGCUGCUCGCUGGUUACCUGUUGCUCGGAUUCCCUUGGGGUACUUUCCAAACUCUUACCGUUUCCUACGCUGCCGAUGUCAUGCCGGUACGACUGAGGCAAUACUUGACGACCUAUGUCAACCUUUGUUGGGUUAUCGGCCAGAUCAUCAGUUCCGGAGUCAACCGAGCCCUCGUCGGCAACGAGACCGAGUGGGCCUACAAGAUCCCCUUUGCCAUCCAAUGGGUCUGGGUCUUGCCUAUCGGACUCGGUAUCGCUUUCGCCCCGGAGAGCCCCUGGUGGUUGACCAAGAAGGGUCGAUUCGCCGAUGCCGAGAGGUCUUUGAUGCGAUUGACUUCGCGAGGCUCUGGAUUCACGGAGGAUGACGCCAAGAAGCAGGUCGCCAUGAUGGACCACACCAACCAGCUCGAGAUGGCCUCCACUUCCGGUGUGCAAUUUACCGACUGUUUCAAGGGUACCAACUUGCGACGAACCGAGAUUGCCUGUAUCGUCUGGUUGGUCCAGCAACUCUGUGGAAGUCCUCUCAUGGGUAACGCCACCUACUUCUUGAAGCAAGCCGGUCUCAGCGAGUCCACCGCCUCGACCCUCAACUUGAUCAUGUUCGCCAUCGGAGCUAUCGGUACCGUCUCUUCUUGGUGGCUCAUGCAGUUCGCCGGACGAAGGACCAUCUACCUCUGGGGUUCCGCCACUUUGAACGUCUUGAUGUUGGUCACCGGUGUCUUGGGAACGAUCAAGUCCAAGGGCGACGGCAAGAACUACGCGACGGGUGCCAUCCUCAUCCUCUUUACCGGACUUUACGAUCUCACCGUCGGACCCGUCUGUUACUCGCUCGUCGCCGAGAUCGGAUCGACCCGUCUUCGAGCCAAGACCGUCAUUCUCGCCCGAAACCUGUACAACAUCGGUGGAUUGGUCAUCAACAUCAUCAACCCGUACAUGCUGAACAGUACCGCUUGGAACUUGGCUGCCAAGUCGGGUUACGUCUGGUUCGGAACCGGUAUCCUCGGAACAAUCUGGGUCUUCUUCCGUCUCCCCGAGCCCGCUGGCAGGACCUACGGAGAGCUCGAUAUCCUCUUCGAGCGCAAGAUCCCCGCCCGUCUUUUCAGCAAGACCGAGGUCGACGAGUUCGAGGCCGCCGAGAGGGACGCCGCCAACAACGCUGCUGGAGGUGGACACGCUAUCGCUCACUAGAUCUCAGUGUUGCCAAAAGGCGGAAGUAAGGUGGAGGGAGUUUUUUUUUCUUUGGAAUGGAAGACCGCGGAUUCGAUUCAAGUGUCAAAUUUUGUACUCGCCCGUCAUAGGUUAUCGUCACAUCAGGUUAGGUUAGGUCAGGUUAGGUUAGGGAUUGCAAAAGGAUUGGAUACAAUUUGUACCAUACGAUAUUCGACCAUGUUAAUGCGAUAUCUAUGCUCACCUCAUGA
Messenger RNA from Filobasidium floriforme, 2075 nucleotides. Its product is annotated as general substrate transporter. The coding region runs from base 148 to 1845 and encodes 565 amino acids. Gene Ontology annotation, molecular function: carbohydrate:proton symporter activity. Gene Ontology annotation, biological process: carbohydrate transport; transmembrane transport. The transcript has 9 exons. The record is from RefSeq and is a predicted model, not a curated record. Gene Ontology annotation, cellular component: membrane. NCBI's taxonomy places the organism in Eukaryota, Fungi, Basidiomycota, Tremellomycetes, Filobasidiales, Filobasidiaceae.